GUGCGCCGUGUCAUCUUGGUACCGUUACACAUUGUCGGACCGGUUUUGGCAUUUUAUUCGGGUGGAAACGAGAGAAACGUGUUGCCAUCGUUACAGGACCAAUUUCCGUGACAGCUGACUAGUAUCAGUAUGACUGCCUUGCAUCAGGACUACACUGAAGUGAUUUGUGAUUCAAUUUUUACUCAGCUCAAGGAUGGCAGGAAGUCCUGACCAUAAACAAGAUGAAGAGGGCCUCAGGGACACAGUGGUGCAUUUUCACAGCUACUUGCAUGGAGGGACCUCCAGCUUGCUAUCCACCCUCCCCACCCUCAUCGUCUUCCCUGUGUACAAAAUUGUGUUCCGUCAACAAAUCCACAACACCCCAGUCCACCAGGCAGUGGGACAACUCUAUAAAGAGGGACCUGUAAAGCUGUACAGGGGUGUGGCACCACCAUUACUGAUGAGGACCCUCAAUGGCACGCUGCUCUUUGGCCUUCAGGAUACCCUCCUCCACCAGCUCUCCCUGUCGACCCAAAAUGUCCUCUCCACCUCUGCCCUGCCUGCUCUGGCUGGGUUUGGUGCAGGUAUGGUAGAAGCUGUGGUUUUCACCCCCUUCGAGCGCGUCCAGAAUGUGUUGCAAAAUGGCCAAAACGACCGCCAUCUACCCACCCUGAAGAGCGUUCUUGUCAGGCUGCAGGCCCAGACCCCAGCCCUGGGCUUCUACAGAGCCCUGCUGCCCAUCACAGCCCGCAAUGCUCUCGGCAGCUCCCUUUAUUUUGGCCUGAAGGGGCCGGUGUGUGCUGUCGUGGAGGGACAGGGCCUCUCUCCGGUGGUUUCCUCCUUCAUCUCAGGGACGCUGACCUCCAUGGCAAUCAGCUUGACUCUUUACCCUCUGUCUGUGCUAGUGGCAAACAUGCAGGCGCAGGUGGGAGGGGAGGCGAAGGGGGUAAUGGCUUGUUGGAGGAUGCUGUGGGAAUCUCGGCAGCGGAGUGUGGCUCUGUUGUACAGAGGAGGUUCUCUGGUUAUUCUGAGAUCAUGCAUUACAUGGGGUAUCGCCACAGCUAUCUAUGACAGGCAGCAGAAACGUUCAGGGUGAAGGGACGCGGUUAAAAAUGUUGGUUUGAUUGUAUGUAUUAUCUAUCAUCCAGAAAGCCGUGCAACUAUUUUACACUGAUUUUUGUGUAAGUUUAUUUUUCCCUCUUGUGUUGUAGCCUACUCCUUAUCACAGCUAACUCUCACUGUUUUCCUGGUGAGUUAACAGCCAAUCAUGUGCGUCACAAUGCACAAGGAAGUUGAAGGCACCACUGCAAGGACUUGAACUUCCGUCUCUGCAGUGGUGGGCGAGUAUUUAUCAUGAACCAAAGUUAAAUAUAACAAUAAUAGAAAUAUGGUGCUGAAUCACAGAUGCCUUGUAUUUUUACUGUCUUGAAGGAGAACUUCUCCAUUUUAACUCAUCAAAAUCAGUUUACUUAUCAUAAGACACACUACUUAUGAUAUGAAAACAGUAUAAUGUCCUCUGUAGCUCUGGAGUAGCUUUGCUUUUUUUUCCAAGUAUGUUAGGGCAUUUCUGCUUUUAUGUACAUAUAGAAAGAGGAAAUGAAAGCAAAGAAAUGGGCCAUGAUGACCUCCAACAAAGGUUACCAGCCAGACUCAAACAAGGGAAGUUGGAUAAUGUGAUCAGCAACUUAGAUCCCUCAGCCAUUAGGAAGUUCUCCGAACUCUGAUGUUCCUGUCAGGGUUAUCUCAGUUUGGAGAUUAUAACUUGUAACAGAAACCCCAUGUUAAAAUUGGGGGUGUUGAUUUUAACCAGCCAGACAGGAUCUAACAAAACUGGUGUCAAUAUGAAAAAAUAUCCAUAAUUUUAGGGUUGGACCCAUAUGAGGGAUUAAAGGUCAGCCUCUGCUUGAUCUUGAUCUGUCUUUUGGACGUCCCCCAACGAAAGUGCCGUGGAAUUUCCUUUCAGGUACAUAAGGGAGAUGGAUGCAUGUUCAAGGGGAAUUGUCAAGACAUUAUUUUAUUAUUGGAUGAUAUAGAUAUUUCACAUGAAGCAAAGGACUAGAACAAGUAAGACAGAUCACAGUGGCCCAGGGCAAGCAUCUGUCUGCCAGGUGGGACCUUUCUGUGUGGAGCUUGCAUGUUCUCCCUAUGUCUGCGCAGAUAUGCAGGAUACAUUAGCCAGAAACUAAUAUGCUAUGUAGCACUGUACUACCCGUCCAGGAUGAGUAAGUCAGUAGAUGGAAUAGAUAAAUUUGUUAAAUUCACAAUGUAGCCCAUUAAAUGAAACUGUAACUGUUUGACUGUGAAAGAAAAAUGUCAGGUGACUGUCUGUAACCUCAACUAUGCCUGUGAAAUAAACACAGAAUAACACUAUGUAAUAAAUAUUGCUGAAUACAGGCUUAUUUCCCUCAAAGUGCAUUAAUAAAUUGAUAUUAUUGGUCAUGAA
Epinephelus lanceolatus (giant grouper) is the source of this 2422-nucleotide messenger RNA. Lineage: Eukaryota; Metazoa; Chordata; Actinopteri; Perciformes; Serranidae. The record is from RefSeq and is a predicted model, not a curated record.